AUGUCCGGAGAUGCGCAGCCCAACUCGAAACAACGUGCUACCGAAGCACGACCGCCGCCUUCGCCCCCUUUAAUCAAGGAGAAGGCCGCGAUUGGCGCCCUUGUGAGUCCCUUUUUCCACAUUGUGAACCUAUUGGAACCGUUGACGCGUUCGGGAGGGUCUAGACGGUCUUAAAGCUCUCAAAUUUGGCCCUAAACAUCCACAAAGGUACUAGUUUUGGUCCCAAAGAUGUAAGAAUGUCCUAAGCGGUUAGAAAUGUACUAGAAGGUUCAACAGUGCUCAAAAGUUGGACCUUGGAGGAUCUAGAAAGGCCCUAGACGGUUAGAAUAGUACUAGGAAGUUCAAAAAUUGAUCCCAAAGGUCCAGAGAUGUCCUAGAACGUCUGAAAGUGCUUACAGUUGAUCCUAGAUGGUUAGGAAGAUGCUAGAAGGUUCAAAAGAUGGUUUGAAGGUCUAGAAUUCUCCUAGGAGGGUUAAAAGGUGCUAAUCCUAGGAAAAAUCUUAUUAAGUACGGUAAAAUCCACGUUUUUAAUUAUUUUCAACUUGAAAUAGUCAAAAUUCAUUGAACUGCCAGGGACCGAUCCAAGUUUUGCAUUUUAAAUCAAAACGAACUCGUUACAGUUAAUUUAUCAAGGUAAUACUUUCGGAGACCGAUACACUACCGAAAGUUACUGUUUCCGAGUGUUGUGAAACAUGAACAUUUACUUUUUCACUAAUCGACAACUAUUCGAAGUCAAAUUGAAGCCAAGUUAAAAUAGUUCUGUUCCUAAAUACCCGUUUCUAUAAAUAGCCCGUUUAUUUGCUCGCCCGCUUACCUCAUCGGGCUCUAAGAGUAAUGUACACUUUGUCCGGGAAGAGCACACCGAUUAGUGAUCUCGAAAACACAAAAAGACGGUCCCAAUCGAUAGCGCCUGCGGUCCCCGGCCAAUCGAUGCCCUCUCAGAUUACCGUACUCCCCUUCCCUUUCGGGUGAUAACGUGUUUCUCACUCCCUCUUUCUUUCUUUCUUUUUCUAUUUUUGUCCGAUUGGGAGGCACCGGAAAGCGUGGGCGUAGGGCAAGAAAGAAAGAAAGAGAGAGAGAGAGAGAGAGAGAGAGAGAGAGAGAGAGAACCAAUUUCGAUGAAACAGUACACGUUCAAUUUCAAUUUUCGGUGUCUCUGCCAAGCUCCCAGACGUUUGAUCGCUCUGUUUUGUGUAAAAUUGAGCGGUCACCGAAAGAUCUCAAGCUUUUCGUCGUCUAAUCCCUCCGAGAGCUCAUAGAACAUAGCAACACAUGUUCGGUGGCGAAGAAAUAAACAAAACAAACGAUCGAUAAUGGCGGUAGGCGAACUUUUGGGUUCAAAGUACCAUCGGUCCCUCACAACGCAUCAACGGUCCGAUUGAUCACAAUGUUCCCCCACUUCUUCUUCUCCAUCUCUUUCUUCUUCUUCUUCCUCUCCUUCUUCUUUCUAUAUUUUCGUCCGUAUCACCUUCUCUCUCUUUCUCAUUUCUCGGCCGUCUCCUUCCAGUCCCCUACAGUAACCCUCCGUAAAUCCCCCAGUUCCCAAUUUCUGCUCAUUUUCAGUGCGUCGUUUGUGGAGAUCGUGCGUGCUCGCACCUCUACUACGGAGUUGCCGCUUGUCACGGAUGCAAGUGUUUUUUCUGGCGAACCGUCAAGAGUAGACUGAACUACGUGUGCCGAUACGGUGGAACCUGCUCGAUUUCCACCGGUGAGUUGGGGGAUACUGUUACACAAACCUUCUCAAAGAUAACGGCACUUACUUUGCUACUUUACUUUCGAGUCUAUGUAACUCAGCUACGUGUAGAGAUAUAAAAAAGUUGUCAACUAACGAAUUGUUCAGCAAGAAAUUUUGCACAUUUUAUUAGUUGACAACAUUUUGAUAUCUCUACCGGCAGCUGAGAUACAUCGUUUCGAAUAAACGAUAUUACAGCCUUUACUCAUUAUCUACGCGAUAGUACGGAAAAAAGAUUCCAUGAUUUCUAGUUGUCAACUUUCUGAAACCGUACUUUUGUCUAGACGAUCUAUUAAGGAGUUAAUCAGACUUGGUCCUUCUAGAAACCUUGCGAAACCAUUUGCCUGUUUUUUGGUCUCCACUCGAAACACUAAUCUAUGAAAUCACAUCAUCGGUCGGGCGAAAGUUUGCUCAUUUUCUCGAUCUGAUCCGCCCCCCACGCAUUGAGUACACAAAAAUGACUGGAAAACAAAUAAACAAGCCGACAAUAUCGAGAGAGAACUCCGCCUUGAUUCGUGUGUGUGUGUGAGAGAGUUUUGUUGUCGAAAACAACGAAAAACGAGUACAGUUCCUGUUCCGUUCAUUUUUGAAGCACUCAAAAAAGAGCCGAAUCUCUGCUAUUCCCUAGUCAAAUUUUGGAAGUCACCUAUAUUUCGCCAAAAUUUCGUGUAGGUCUCUAGACAAUUUCCGUUUUUUAGGCGCCUGUAGGGGUGUCUAGCAUUUUUUUGAAAUUAGAAAUGACUAUUCAAAGUCAUACUUUCAGCCGGCCGCAACGCUUGUCGCUACUGCCGUUUCAACCGCUGUCUGUCUGUCGGUAUGAAGAUGGAAGGUUCGUUUUCUUGUUCUCCGAGUCGACAAUAUCUCAUUUCGAUUUGCAGCGGUCAAAAUGGACCGUAAGGUGACGAAGCGCAAGCGAGAGAAGAUGUCGGAAGGCGAUGAGGUGGACGAGGGAGGAGUCGAGAACUACGAGAACACCGUACGUUUCGGGGGCUGAUCGGGAAAAAUGGGAGAAGAAGAGAAAGAAGAAGAAGAAGAAGAAGAAGAAGAAGAAGGCAACAAGUCCAUUCAAAACAAUGUUCACAAUGUGACAUAUUUUUGAUAUCUCUACCGUGACAGCCAAUAUUCCUUUGAAUGAACGACAUUGGGAUGCCCUUCUAUAAAAUGAGCUUAUUCUUUCUCUCUCUCUCUCUCUCUCUCUCUCGCUCUCUUUCCCUCUUUCGUAAUACUCUUGCAACUUAAAGUGUACUUUCUAAAACAUCGAACAACUUGCAUCCAAUGCACCAUGAGCAAAAGAAAGAGAGAGGGAGGGAUGCUCCUCUGUUUCACGUGCUCCUCAGCGGGCUCGAGGGGAGCACGGGGUGGCUCGGCGAGCACUGAGAGCAAGAGAAAAGAGAAUUAGAAUGGCGGAGAGGGGGAUGUGACGUUGGGAGACCAAGGCAUGCCUCAGCCCAAGUUGAAAGGGGCCAGAAUACAGGGGACCUCGAAGAUUUCAUUUUCAGGUCGAUGCGAAACGCGCGAAAUCGGACAAUCGUCUGUUGAUUUCGUCGCUGCUGCUCAUCGACAAAACGUCUUCGGACGGCAACGCGAAGCUCUCGUCGCUCCAUUUCGUGCAACCGUCGCUGACGAAUCUUCUCGACGAACCAGAACUUCUUGACGGUUUUCGCUCGGAAAUGUGUUAUCGAGCGACUCGACUGGCGGACGAACAAUUGUGCUACGACACUGAACGUCGGCUGGUUACUUGGGCAAUUGACUGGUGCCGUCAGACUGCUGAAAUUGGAGACGUGCACCACACAACUGAUAAGGUAGGAUUCAUCGAAACUCUCAGUAUGGUUUUGUUGCAGAUCGCUCUGUUGCGUGCGUGCUGCGCCUCGCUGGCCCUCCUCGAACUGGGCUGGCACAGUUCCAGCCAGUCGGACGCACAAAUUCCCUUGUCUAACAACUCUUUUCUAUUGACUCACGCCGUUCCACCGUCCAACUCGUAAGUCUUUCUCUCUCUCUCUCUCUCUCUCUCUCUCUCUCUCUCUCUCUCUCUCUCUUUCUCUCUCUCUCUCUCUUGCUCAGCUGAAACGAUAAUCUCCUAUGUCAGGUUCCUCAACUGGAAGACCGUACAGUCGUUGAGCAAGUGGACCCAACGUGAGCUCAAGCCACUUUGCCUCAAAGCCAAGGAGAUCGUGCUGUUGAAGGCCCUGAUUGUACUUAACCCGGGUAAGAAAUUGAGACUCGACGGUUUCCGGACGCCAUUACUUCUGGAAUUAGCCCCCCUCUUAUCAGUUUUAUUGCAUUUCCAUAUCUAUUUCGCAGCAGAAUCAUCACUAAUUCGAUACGAAUGACAUGUUGAUAACGGGCGGUUUCCGGUGCAGAGCACAAUGUCGUAGCGAGAGUGUGUGCUCGAAUUGAAAACAGAAAAGAGAUGGGGGUCUGUUUGAAAGGAAUCAAGGAUUGAGUUGCAGAUGCUCACGGCCUGUCCUCGGACGCCGAAUCGUCGAUCCGUAUGCUGCGCGAGCGAGUUCACACCGCUCUCUUCCAACUGCUCACCGAGAACUGCGAGCCCAUCGCCGCCGCUUCCCGUCUUGCUCAUAUCCUUCUCCUCAUUCCUCAACUUGCGGUUAGUUCUGUUCCCACCGGUAGACACCAACAACCCGUACUUGAGUUUCAGUUGAUGGGUGUCGAUGUGAUCGAGCAAGUGCGCGUACGUAACACCUUCAAAAAGCGCUCGGCCGAUGGGGACGGCCUUCUGUUCUGGCAGCUCUACGGCGACAUUUUCGACGACGUGCACACCGACGACUAUCUGGAGCACUCGGCGUCGUGCAGUCCGACCGACAGCCAGUACACCACAGACAGCCGCUGACUAGCAAAGUGGCGUCGUCCCGAGACGGCCAUCUCACCGUUCAAGACGACGUCGUCUCAGCAAUUGCAGCAGCACGUGUUGCUGCAGUUGCCAGCCAACAACAACACCACCAAUAUCAUCAUAAUGAAUAAGAAGAAAGAGAAGACGCUGUUGAAUACAAACUUUGAGAUGGACGAUCACAAGGACGAUCUUUUUGAUCUCGGACGGCACGAGUACGACGAAUACCACCGAUUCAUGGUAAGCGUUUUUGUAGCUUUUUGAUAAACCACGGUGCUAUUUUCCGUUUGACUGGGUGCCAAGUUGAAAAGUAAUGCAGUUUCAUAAAGAGUAAAAAUUUCGGACGGGAUUUUUGGCGAUUUAGCAAAUUUCAAACGUUUUGUUUAAUCACACGAUUAAAAUCGAAAAGCAAAAACAUGUUAAGCCUCCAGCGCGUUCUCAACCAAGACAUUGUUCAUUUUCAGACCGGAUCAGAAGUGCAGAUGCAGACGGAUUCAUCUCGAAUGUUCGCGUCGGACGUCUCGUUCCUGCCGUCGUUCUCGAUGCACUUCGAUCCGUUUCCAUCCUCGGAAUCGCUCUUUUCGUCGCACUUUUCUCGAUCAGUCGUCCCAAAUCAUUUCGGGUGA
Molecule: messenger RNA, 5203 nt
Organism: Caenorhabditis sp. 36 PRJEB53466
Lineage: Eukaryota; Metazoa; Nematoda; Chromadorea; Rhabditida; Rhabditidae
Source: the annotation of a GenBank genome assembly